Molecule: messenger RNA, 1228 nt
Organism: Zychaea mexicana
Lineage: Eukaryota; Fungi; Mucoromycota; Mucoromycetes; Mucorales; Lichtheimiaceae
Exons: 4
Coding region: 1-1137 (378 amino acids)
Molecular function (GO): nucleic acid binding; zinc ion binding
Source: RefSeq, a predicted model, not a curated record
AUGGAUACUCAUCGUCCACCCAGAUCUACUGGACGUAGAUCCUGGGCUAACGUUGUUCGCAGUAAAAGCGACACCAUUUUCACUGCAAAUGGCUUCGAACAAACACGGCGCUCUCACCAAGCCGAAUCGAUUUUAGCCCGGGCUCUCAAUGUUGAUGCUGUCAUCUUUGAUUUCGGCACUGACCUACCUUCCAAAGCCGAAGCUCCUAAGGCACCUCUUCUUGUCGAAGCACACGAGGCUACUCUAAAAGCAAUUAAGAACUGUGUAAUUUACAAGGACAACGCCCACCCAUAUCGGGCAACAAAGGCUAUCUCCGUCGACGCAGACCUGGGCAAGGGAUGCCAAAUUCGUCUCUACCGCGAACUCGAAACCGGGAUUUUUAAAGGCGAAGCAACCGUUAUUCUCGACAUCACUUCCCCCGCAGACGCAAUGCGCGAGGACGGCCAACCGUACUACAUGCCGCUACGCCGCUUCAUCGAAUUCGACAAUUGGGAAGAACUGCCCGCCAAUCUGCCGCCACUGCUCAGAAGAGGGGCAUCGGGAAAGGACUGUCCCAAGCUCGAACCUGUUGAAUGCUAUUACUGCAGACAACCGGGUCACAUUCAACGCAACUGCUGUGAGAUGAUCAAUGAUAACGCCGCCAUCCAAACGAUCAGCAAAGGCGUAGCCAUCAGUAUGCAUGAAUCAUGUGCCAUCAUAGCAAUUAGUAGUACACAUAAAUACCCAACAAAGAAGCAUCAAACAGAAUUAUCCAUUUCUCUCGUAUUUCCAAAGUUGUUCAUAUUCAAUCAGCGCCUACUCCUCACAUUGGAGGAGAGGCUAUGGCCCCAACGCAACGGCCAAACCCUCAAUCCAUCAGGACCUUCUGCUGCUCCAGCACUCGCUUCUGCUGUUUCGAAUGCACCGUCCACAACCACGUUUUCCUCUGCUCGCACGUCUUCAGUUACUCAACCAGUUACCACGUCUCACGCAUCUAGUCCUACCAUGUUCCGUGCGUCAGCCCGUACUGCGUCUGCAUCCGCUACUUUGGACCCUCAAUCACCUGCUGCUACUCCAUGGCGAGCCGAGCACACCUCAAGUCUCGUUCCCAUGUCGGAAGCUCCCGCUUUCUACGAUAAUGAUGCUGUUCGUUCCUAGUAUCAACAAUUGCAUAACUUAUAUAACGACCUUGUCUUUCACGUCAAUGAGGGACGCCAAGCUUGCCUGAAUGCACGCCAGACACUGUUGG